AUGGCGGGUGAGAAGGUUCUUCUUCGAGUGCCUCCCAUGAAGGGCGCGAUGUGGCUUGGCAAGAAGGGAAAGUUGAGCCCAAGGUUUAUUGGACCAUUUGAGAUCUUGAAGACAGUUGGGGAGGUUGUUUAUAGACUUGAAUUGCCUCCUAGCCUAGUAGGGGUACAUCUAUUAUUUCACAUUUCCAUGCUUCGGAAGUACCAUGAGGAUAAAUUGUAUGUUUUAGACUUCAACACGGUGCAACUUGAUGAAACUCAGACCUAUGAGGAGAAGCCUGUGGUUAUUCUAGACCUACAAGUUCGCACAAUAGCUAGCGAUUGCUCAGCUGCAAAGUCACCAGAAAACUCCCAGCACGGUAACGCCGGGGACGGCUUCCCUAGCCGAGCAGGUACCAGAGAAGUCAAGCAACAACGGGUGGGUAGCCGACCCCUCCAUCGUAAAGAUGCUUGA
Messenger RNA from Nicotiana tabacum (common tobacco), 450 nucleotides. NCBI's taxonomy places the organism in Eukaryota, Viridiplantae, Streptophyta, Magnoliopsida, Solanales, Solanaceae. The record is from RefSeq and is a predicted model, not a curated record.